Falco peregrinus (peregrine falcon) is the source of this 1080-nucleotide messenger RNA. RefSeq names its product unc-50 inner nuclear membrane RNA binding protein (gene UNC50). Gene Ontology annotation, cellular component: Golgi membrane. Bases 130 to 909 code for a protein of 259 amino acids. NCBI's taxonomy places the organism in Eukaryota, Metazoa, Chordata, Aves, Falconiformes, Falconidae. The transcript is spliced from 6 exons. The record is from RefSeq and is a predicted model, not a curated record.
CUCCAGGAAGGGGCGGGGCGGCUCCAGGAAGGGGCGGGGCGGGGCGGCUGCGCCGGGGACGUUGCCGGAAGGGCGGCGGGCGGCGGCGGGUGUGGCGGGGGUCGCGCCGCGAGCCGGGGCGGCAGCAAAAUGCUGCCGACCACUUCGCUUAAUUCCCGGAGCCAGGGCAACGGUGUGCUGAGCCCCAGGGAUGCUGCGAGGCACACGGCCGGGGCAAAACGCUACAAGUACCUGCGGAGGCUCCUCCACUUCCGACAGAUGGACUUUGAGUUUGCCCUUUGGCAGAUGCUAUACCUCUUCGUAUCGCCACAGAGGGUCUAUAGGAACUUUCACUACAGGAAACAGACCAAGGACCAGUGGGCGAGAGAUGAUCCGGCUUUCCUGGUGCUCCUCAGUAUCUGGCUCUGUGUGUCUACUGUGGGAUUUGGAUUUGUGCUGGACAUGGGUUUUUUUGAAACAAUAAAGCUGCUACUUUGGGUUGUAUUCAUAGACUGCGUAGGCGUUGGCCUCCUGAUUGCAACUCUAAUGUGGUUCAUUUCUAAUAAAUACUUGGUGAAGCAGCAGAACAGAGACUAUGAUGUGGAGUGGGGAUAUGCCUUUGAUGUUCACCUGAAUGCUUUCUAUCCACUUCUUGUCAUUCUGCAUUUUAUCCAGCUGUUUUUCAUCAACUAUGUCAUCAUAUCUGAUUCUGUGAUUGGGUAUUUUGUUGGGAAUACAUUAUGGCUGAUUGCAAUCGGCUAUUAUAUCUAUGUGACAUUCCUAGGAUACAGUGCAUUGCCCUUUUUGAAGAACACAGCUAUUCUUCUGUAUCCAUUUGCACUUCUCAUCAUGCUCUAUUUGAUCUCAUUAGCAUGUGGAUGGAACUUCACCAAGAUGCUUUGUUCCUUUUAUAAGUACAGAGUGAAAUAAAAACCGGGACUUCAUGUAUCUAAUGUUUAUUUUGUUUUUAUCUCAGCUGUCUUGACAGUAAAGGAAAAGUUAAGAACAUUUUGUAAAUGAUUGUAAAUUUCUCUUUAUUGUAGAUAAUUGUGUAAAAAAGUUUGAAGUGUCCUUUUUUAUUAAAAUAUUUACAACAGUAAA